AUGGAGAGAGCUGGGGGCCAGACGCCUGGGAGCCCUGAGCCGUCCUUCCUGGUGACUCUGGGUGACCCUCAGGUGACCCUGCUGUCUGUCCACAAGCGGUGGUCCUUCAGGAGGAGCCCUAGGGCCACGGGCUCCUCUAGACCAGUGAUUUCGGAGGAGGAAUGCUCUCCCCCAUCAGAGAAGGGAGAAUUUUCACAGAAAGUUUUGACUAGAACACAGGAGGUCAGUUCCAAGCAGAUCCUGCCUAAGCUUUCCUGGCCUGCUCGAGCCUGGGAGCCAACGAUGAGGCAGAGUUUUGCCUUUGACAACAAUGGCUACGAGGACGGCCUGGAUGGCGCGCGCCCCUCUCAGACGGCCGCCGGCACCCUCAGCAUCGUGGGCAUGACCUGCCAGUCGUGUGUGAGGUCCAUCGAGGGCAGGCUGUCUAGUUUGACAGGCAUCGUGAGCGUUAAGGUCUCCCUGGAGCAGGGCAGCGCCAUGGUGAGGUACGUGCCCUCGGUCCUGAGCCUGCCUCAGGUUUGCUGUCAGAUUGAGGACAUGGGCUUCCAGGCCACUGUGGCGGAGGGAAAGUCUGCCUCCCGGCCAUCCAGGUUCUCGCCCGCCCUGGAGGCUGUGGUCAAGCUUCGGGUGGAGGGCAUGACGUGCCGGUCCUGCGUCAGCUCCAUAGAAGGCAAGAUCGGGAAACUGCAGGGCGUCGUGAGGGUCCGCGUCUCGCUCAGCAACCAGGAGGCAGUCAUCACUUACCAGCCUUACCUUAUCCAACCCCAAGACCUCAGGGACCGCGUGAACGACAUGGGGUUUGAAGCCGUCAUCAAGAACAAGGUGGCCCCCGUGAGCCUGGGACCUAUUGACAUCAGGCAGCUCCAGCGCACCCACCCAAAGGCCCCUCCGGCUUCCGUUAACCAGAAUGGCAAUAACUCAGAGAGCUCGGGGAGCCAGGGGGUGCCCCUGUAUCUGAGAGUGGAUGGAAUGCACUGCAAGUCUUGUGUCCUGAACAUCGAAGAAAAUAUUGGCCAGCAGCCAGGGGUUCAGAGUAUCCAAGUGUCCCUGGAGAACAGGACUGCCCAAGUCCAGUACGACCCUUCCCGCAUCUCCCCAGGGACCCUGCAGAGGGCCAUUGAGGCUCUGCCACCUGGGAACUUUAAAGUCUCUCUACCCGCUGGAGCGGAAGGGAGUGGGACGGACACCAGGAGCCCCCAGGCGCCCGGCGUGCCCUGCGCUGCAGUGCUGGCCAUCGCUGGCAUGACCUGCGAGUCCUGCGUCCGGUCCGUCGAGGGCCUGGUGUCGCAGAGGGAGGGAGUGCAGCGUAUCUCGGUGUCUUUGGCUGAAGGGACAGGAACGGUUCUCUACGAUCCAUCUCUAACUCACCCAGCAGAACUCCGAGCUGCGGUGGAGGACAUGGGAUUCGAGGCCUCCGUCCUGGCUGAAAACUGUUCCAGCAACCAUGCUGGGAACCACAGUGCUGGGAGCGCCAUGGGGCACACGGCGGCUGGUGCACCUGUGUCCGUGCAGGACACGACUCCCCAGCCCGGGGGGCUCCCUACAAACCACAACCCCGGCCUCGUGUCCAAGUCCCCUCGGGUCUCCGAAACCGUGGCCCCGCAGAAGUGCUUUCUACAGGUCAGAGGCAUGACCUGCGCAUCCUGUGUGUCCAACAUAGAGAGGAACCUGCAGAAAGAAGCUGGGAUUCUCUCUGUGCUGGUUGCGUUGAUGGCUGGAAAGGCAGAGGUGAAGUAUAACCCGGAAGUUAUCCAGCCCCUGGAGAUAACGCAGCUCAUCCAGGACCUGGGCUUCGAGGCAGAGGUGAUGGAGGACUACGCGGGCUCAGACGGCGACCUCGAGCUGACUAUCACGGGGAUGACCUGCACUUCCUGUGUUCACAACAUAGAGUCCAAACUCACAAGGACAAACGGCAUCACCUACGCCUCUGUGGCUCUCGCCACCAGCAAAGCCCACGUGAAGUUUGAUCCUGAAAUUAUCGGUCCGCGGGAUAUUGUCAGAAUUAUCGAGGAAAUCGGCUUUCAUGUCUCCCUGGCCCAGAGGAACCCCAACGCUCAUCACUUGGACCACAAGGUGGAAAUAAAGCAGUGGAAGAAGUCUUUCCUGUGCAGCCUGGUGUUUGGCGUCCCUGUCAUGGGUUUAAUGAUCUAUAUGUUGAUACCCAGCCACGAGCCCCACGAGUCGAUGCCUCUGGACCGCAACAUCAUCCCAGGACUGUCCAUCCUGAACCUCGUCUUCUUUAUCUUGUGUACCUUUGUCCAGUUCCUCGGGGGCUGGUACUUCUACGUUCAGGCCUACAAAUCUCUGAGACACAGGGCGGCCAACAUGGACGUGCUCAUCGUGCUGGCCACGAGCAUCGCCUACGUCUACUCCCUCGUCAUCCUGAUGGUGGCCGUCGCCGAGAAGGCGGAGAGGAGCCCCGUGACCUUCUUUGACACCCCCCCCAUGCUCUUCGUGUUCAUCGCCCUGGGGCGGUGGCUGGAACACGUGGCAAAGAGCAAAACUUCAGAAGCCCUCGCCAAACUCAUGUCUCUACAAGCCACGGAAGCCACCGUCGUGACCCUUGGGGAGGACAACUUAAUCAUCAGAGAGGAGCAGGUGCCCAUGGAGCUGGUGCAGCGUGGCGACGUCAUCAAGGUCGUCCCCGGGGGCAAGUUCCCAGUGGACGGGAAAGUCCUGGAAGGCAGCACCAUGGCCGACGAGUCCCUCAUCACAGGAGAGGCCAUGCCCGUCACGAAGAAGCCCGGCAGCACGGUGAUCGCCGGGUCCCUGAACGCCCACGGCUCCGUGCUCAUCACUGCCACCCACGUGGGCAACGACACCACCUUGGCUCAGAUUGUGAAGCUGGUAGAAGAGGCUCAGAUGUCCAAGGCACCCAUUCAGCAGCUGGCUGACCGGUUUAGUGGAUAUUUUGUCCCAUUUAUCAUCAUCACUUCAACUUUGACGUUGGUGGUGUGGAUUGUAAUCGGCUUUAUCGAUUUUGGUGUUGUUCAGAAAUACUUCCCUACGUCCAGCAAGCACAUCUCCCAGGCAGAGGUGGUCCUCCGGUUUGCAUUCCAGACGUCCAUCACGGUGCUGUGCAUCGCCUGCCCCUGCUCUCUGGGCCUGGCCACGCCCACGGCCGUCAUGGUGGGCACGGGGGUGGCCGCCCAGAAUGGCAUCCUCAUCAAGGGAGGCAAGCCUCUGGAGAUGGCCCACAAGAUAAAGACGGUGAUGUUUGACAAAACUGGCACCAUCACCCACGGGGUCCCCAGAGUCAUGCGGGUCCUCCUGCUCGUGGACGUGGCCACGCUGCCCCUCCGGAAGGUGCUCGCUGUGGUGGGGACUGCGGAGGCCAGCAGUGAGCACCCCCUGGGCGCGGCAGUCACCAGACACUGUAAAGAGGAACUUGGCACAGAGACCUUGGGAUACUGCACGGACUUCCAGGCGGUGCCCGGCUGUGGGAUCGGCUGUAAAGUCAGCAACGUGGAGGGCAUCCUGGCCCAGGAUGAGCGCCCGCGUGGCCAACCGACCGCCCACCUGAACGGGGUCAGCAGCGUCCCCGUGGAAACAGAUGCGGUCCCGCAGACCUUCUCUGUGCUGAUCGGCAACCGAGAGUGGAUGAGGCGCAACGGCUUGACCGUCACCAGCGACAUCAGCGACGCGAUGACCGAUCACGAGACGAAAGGCCAGACGGCCAUCCUGGUGGCCAUUGACGGUGUGCUCUGUGGCAUGAUCGCCAUCGCAGAUGCGGUCAAGCAGGAGGCCGCCCUGGCCGUGCACACACUGAAGAGCAUGGGCGUGGAUGUGGUUCUGAUCACGGGGGACAACCGCAAGACAGCCAGAGCCAUUGCCACCCAGGUUGGCAUCAACAAAGUCUUUGCAGAGGUGCUGCCUUCUCAUAAGGUGGCCAAGGUCCAGGAGCUCCAGAACGAGGGGAAGAGAGUGGCCAUGGUGGGCGAUGGUGUGAACGACUCCCCGGCCCUGGCCCGGGCCGACGUGGGCAUCGCCAUCGGGACAGGCACGGACGUGGCCAUUGAGGCGGCUGACGUCGUCCUCAUCAGAAAUGACUUGCUCGACGUGGUGGCCAGCAUUCACCUCUCCAAGAGGACCGUCCAGAGGAUACGACUCAAUCUGGUGCUGGCACUGAUCUACAACCUGGUCGGGAUCCCCAUUGCAGCAGGUGUCUUCAUGCCCAUCGGCGUCGUGCUGCAGCCGUGGAUGGGCUCGGCGGCCAUGGCCGCCUCCUCCGUGUCCGUGGUCCUCUCGUCACUGCAGCUCAAGUGCUACAGGAAGCCGGAGCUGGCGUGGUACGAGGCGCAGGCGCAGGGCCGCAUGAAGCCCGUGGCCGAGUCCCAGGUCAGCGUGCACGUCGGCAUGGACGACCGGCGGCGCGACUCCCCACGGGCCGCGCCCUGGGACCAGGUCCGCUACAUCAGCCAGGUGUCCCUGUCCUCCCUCAAGUCUGACGGGCUGUCCCGGCACAGCGCCGCGGCCGACGACGAGCGGGGAGCAAGUAGCCCCCGCUCCUGAGUGACCGGGACGGGGAGCCGUCCGUCCGAAAGCCGCAGGCGGUUGUGGCCCCCACCCGGCCCCUCCCUGUGUGGCCGAGGCUCCAGCCUGACAGCAGCAACAGCAGGCGGCGGAGCCCCUCGCCAGCCCUGGACGUUCUAGAUCACCCCUCCCUGCGGCUUGCGGACCGCGCUGCCGGGGUCCCACGGGCUCGUUGGAGACCUUGCUGGCCUCGGGAAGGGGAGGGACAGCCAGCCCUCCUCGCAUCCUCUGCCGUAGCGUUUGGGAUGACUGCCUGUGAAACGAGGACGAUCUCGUUGGGUCCAGAAACUUAUUAAAUGGGCCUGUCCACAGAACUCAUUAAAACCUCGGGCUCCGGCGCUUUUUGACGACACCCAUGUGCAUCGCGUAUCCGAGACCACCACUUACCUCAGGUGUCCCCGUCUUUUCUGCUGGCGCCAUCUCUUCCUUUUCUGUCCUUGACCCUGGGGCUGUGGCACCCCGUCCUCUGAGGCCCGGGCUGAUGUCCUCACGUCCCCGCGGCUGCUCUGCGAGGGGCUCGUGUGCUCCUUCCUGAAGCCCUCGCCCACACGGCCGCCAGAGAGCCGCCACGCUUCUCCCUCCUCGGGGUGAGGAGAGGUCUUCGUUGCUUAUGACCCUCUUCUCCGUGGAGUCCUGGCUUCUCAAUGCCGCCGAAUCCAGUGCUGUCGCUGACCGUCACUGCCCAGCUCGAGUGAGGGUCUCAGAGCCCGAGACUUGAGAAAUUCGGCUUCUGGGGGUGGGUCCGGGGGACCCAGGGAGGCACGUGGUGCAGGAACCUGCUUGCUCCGUUCCAGGGGCUUCGGCUCUGUGACUGUCACCUCACGUGGUCCAUCGUGGGAGUCAGGUCAGUGCUGCCCCAGUGCCUACAGCACUCCGGGGAAACGGUACCCAAAUAAGAGAGGAAAUCCCAGUCCUCCACAUGCAUUGACUUCUGCACGCAGAGCUGGUGCCUUAGUUAGGGGGUGACCACAGUUUCCCAAGAGAACAUCUGUUUCUAACUUUAAGUGGCCUUUGUGGUUGCACAGCAUCGGAGGGGCAGCAGUGGGGCCCAUGGCGGACUCAGAGCUUGGUGGUGAUUGGCAGACCACGUGGGGUAGACUAGUACUAUCAGAAUCUUAGACUAGGCAGUGCAGAGCCUGUUCUAAGUUCCAAGGUGAAGCCCUUAUCACACACAUUUUGGUUAGUUAUUGUCAGUUAUUUUCCAGGGGGAUAUAAGCACUUUUUAUAAGUUACCUCUAAGCCUCCCAACAAGCCAGCAAAGUUAGAUACUUCACAGGCGGGAAACAGGCUCAGAAAAGCUAGGAAUCCCACCCAGGAUCACACAGCCAGUAUACAUGGCAGAACAGGGAUCUGAAUUCAUGUCUGUUGGCUCUGAAGUCUUUUCUCUAACUUGGCCCUACCUUGAAUAUUUCACUCGAUAAGAAUAAACAAGAAAAAGGCCCUUGUGCUCCCGGAAGAACGAACCUGCCAGGUGAUAUAUUUGCUGACUUGGGGUGAAAUUUGACCGCGAGGUCAUGUCAUGUUCCCUUUGGAUGGUUCCUUUCCAUUUGCAUAUAAUUUAGUUUUUGCUGGGUCUUAGCCUCUUAAAUGGAUGUGCAGGGUUUUGUUGUGUUUUUAUGGUUUCCAGUCUUCCCUCCCCUCCCCAGCCCCUUCCUGCUCUGUGUUCCCAAUUGUGUCCUCUCUUUAUUCCUGGCUGUGCUUGGGGAAUGUGUCCUGUUUUCUAACUGGGCUAAUCAUUGUCUAAAGAAUCUAAUUAUAUUGAUUUUUCAAAAAGCUUUUAGGACCAUAAGUGUCAUAUUUAUAGGGACAUGGAAAUAUUUAUAUAAUUGUACAGAAAAUAACCUUUCAGAGAUAUUCAAAGUAUAAGUUUUGUUUUUUGGUUUUUUUUGGUCAGAAAAGAAGAAUUCCUAUUUCAAAAACUUUCCCAUGCUAUAUUAGAAUAAAGUUUCUUUUUCUAUUCAUCUAAAAAUUUGCCUUUGGCUGGCUCCGAGUGGGAAGUGUGUGGGAGCCAGUGCAGCGCCAUCUUUGGUGAGAACCUCGAGGUGCUGGCUUUGCUCAGUGCCUUUCAGGGGGAGAAAAGAAUGCGGUUUAACAGUGGAGGCCACGAGGGUGGCCAGAGCCCUCUGACGGGCCAUCCCAGCACUGUGUGAGCCCCUCUCCCGAAGGCCUUCCCCAGUGGUCUGUGGGGAGAGCUCUGGAAAGCACUGCCUCAGGGUGCCUGUCCUGCUGGUUCAGACACGGGCCUAGAUGACCCCAUCAUAUGCACUUCCCUGGUUGAGGGCGAUUGUCUACAAAUGGCCGUUCUCAAAUGCACACAUUUAAUCAGAAUGGCUAUAUUUUGGGAUCCUCGGUCCUGAAGGAAUCGGGUGGGAGGAGUUGUAGAAAAGUCUGGACCAAAGUGCUGUGCUGGGAAGGCUCUGUGGGCAUCUUGUGUGUGUGUGUGGGGGGGGGGGGGUCCUAAGUGAGCUGUACCUAGAGGUGAGGUGACAGUGUGAUUCAUCAUCCAAACCAGGAUACUUUUAAGAGUGAAAGGAGCUGCUACUAACAAUUAUGACAGGGCAACUGGCCUAAACUGGGACUACCCAGGCAAACUGGGACGUGUGGUCACCUCCCUUAAAAGGGAAAUAGACAUUUUGCAGUCGUCACUGACACAAACUGUAACACUUUAGAACUUUGCCCUGAUUGUAGGUUCCACAGACAUGCUGGUGACCUAAUCCUUCAUCAGACUGAGAGAUUUCCCCCUGUGUCACAUCCUGAUACCAACACUUCUCUGUAGAGUCAUUAAGGUGACUGUCUGGCAGCUUGGUGUGAGUGCACAGCUGGAGAGCCAGGCAGGGCUACGCUAAGUGGCCUCCAGCACAGCCUUAGGACUUGACACCCAGCAUGCUGGACUCCUUUUCUGGAGGCCUGGCUAUGGGAAUUUCAUGUCGUAUGCAGGUCCCGUUGUGGAAAGGGAAGGUUGAGUCCAUUUCUUUAGAAAAUAGACAUUUUCUAAAACUUGAGCAAAUUUCCCUGAUAGGAUUCCACAUGCACCAGAAUAAAUCAUAACAUCUGUCCAUUCCUGAUAACUUUUCAGCCUUUAAGACCUUAGUGAAGAAUUGUGAUAGGAUCACCUAUUAAAUAAAUGAAUGUAAUAAUUCUAGUUUUUCUCUUUCUCUUAAACGGCACCUGGAAAUUGACAUGUCAAAAAUUCGGUCCCCAAAUUGUUGUUCUGGUUUACUGUGGAACCAAGACUAAUAAAAAUGACCUUUAUUUUAAGAAAAUCCAGCGUAAGCCAAAAUCAGCCAGUCAAAUAGGUGAAUUAGAAAAAGAUUUGAAUUACAGAAGGAUUUUUUUUUUGCUUUGAAAAAUUCAUGAUGAUACUUAAGCAGCUAAGUUCCCUAAUCUGUAUAAAAUUCUUUAUGAGUGAGAAAAGUUUUAUUUGCAUACAACUUUUUCUUCACUGCAUCUUUUGUUUUAAAAGAAGGUAAGGAGUAGCAUACAUGAGGAAAUGCUUUAAAAGCAGCCACUCAUGCUGACGCUCGGUGGUUUCCCCUUCAGAUUACCUUCAUGUGUGGGAAAGCUGAGUUGGUAUUGGAAAGUAUUGUGGAGCUCUUAGGAAUGAAACCACCCUCCCUUCUUCAUUUUCAACCUCAACUUGGGCAGAGACAUGAACACCAUUGUUUUGGUGCCUUCCGGAGGGAGAUGUCUGCUUGUCUGCCGUGUUCCUUUGUGUAAAGACAAUGACAACGGCUGAAAUUACAGGAUAGAAUAUGAGAAUGUUAAAUAACGCUGUGAAAUCCCAGAGUCUCCUUUACUCUGUUCAAAAAGAUUAAAAAAAUAAAUAAACUGAUGGAAAAUCAUCCAAGGGCUAAGAUGAAAACAAGAGCUAAUGGAAAUUUAACAUUUUUUUCCACUGAAAAGGAAAUGGCAAUUAUUUCUUCUUAAUAUAAACAUGAAACUGCUUGUAGCAAAAAUUGAAGCAUGCAGAAAAUUUAUAAAGGGGGGAAGAGGCUGCCAUAAUACCACCACCCCCAAAAAGGAAACCCCAUGGGCAUGAUUUCAUGGAGGGGUGUCCUUUGCGAGGGGACAGCACUGGGGCACUGAGAGAGCAAAGCCUAUCUGCCCAUGGGGGACCCAGCUCCCUGACCACAUUAAAACAAUCUGAGCACAGAGGUGCUGUAGGGGCCCUGUUGUGAACUGAUGGCCACCCAGGUACCCGUAAAUUCAGGGGACAGACAGCGUUCAAAUACUGUGGGUGUCGCAGUUGGGUCCAUCACUCUUGGCUCAGCUGGUCCUCACAGUGGUGUGAAGAGAUAUUUGCAUCCCUGCCCCAUUUCAACAGUCAAGCUGACUGUCCAGGAGACAGAGCCAGGCUGAGUGUUUAAGCCCAUUUGCUCCGGCCACAAAGCCCGUGUGCCCCUCUGGGCUACCCCCUCCCUGCAAAGGUGACGCUGGGCACUCUCCUUAGCAGGAGAAGCUGGGCUUCCUUGCCACCCCUUGGUGCCUUGCUUGGGACACGAGAAGUGUUCUUUGGCAGGAUAGUGUGGUUUAUCUCAAGAGCCACCAGGUGUCUCUCUGACCAAAACAACUUCCCAGUCUGCAGCCAGAGCCCAAAUUCUCUUGAUCAGUUUUUGGAUGCAUCUGGAAACUCAAAUAGACAUCACCAUAAUGAAAAUGUGGGUGAUGGGGCAGAGUGUGAGGCUGGACUUAGCCCUGGCACUGGGUGCCUCUACGAUGUGCUUGUAUCUGUACUUGCAGCCCAGGGUUUGAGCCUCCUCAAAUUUGCACUUAGCCGUGCAGAGUACAUCAGUGGGAUGACUCAGCAGUGACAUUCCUUUGUUGUCACGUGUGUCUUAGCGUCAUAUAAUAUUCCUGCAAGUUUAGAUU
Messenger RNA from Balaenoptera musculus (blue whale), 9402 nucleotides. RefSeq names its product ATPase copper transporting beta (gene ATP7B). Lineage: Eukaryota; Metazoa; Chordata; Mammalia; Artiodactyla; Balaenopteridae. Bases 1 to 4512 code for a protein of 1503 amino acids. The record is from RefSeq and is a predicted model, not a curated record. Gene Ontology annotation, molecular function: ATP binding; copper ion binding; ATP hydrolysis activity. Gene Ontology annotation, cellular component: membrane. Gene Ontology annotation, biological process: copper ion homeostasis; monoatomic cation transport. The transcript has 21 exons.